AUGGAGAGUAACAAAAUAACGCAGCAGCAUUGUUUAACACUGUGGCGUCGUGUGUUGUUUCUUUGGGUGCAAUCUUCCAGUUCGAUCAACACAGAUGAUUCUGGUACCUUGAGCUCGUUUUAUGAAACAUUCCGUCACCGACUCAACCCUACGUUUGAGAUAAAGGAAAACACAGUAAUAGAAUUUUUGCGUUCCCAUUUUCCCGACUUUGAGCUUCAACUCUGUGCCGAAGGAGACAUAGCUGAUGGAGAAUAUGUGUACAUUUUUUCACUACUCCUAUAUUUUUCUUGCGUCCGUCAUCCCGUUUCAUUUUUUCAAAACAUCUGCAAACAAUUCGACGAGUCACAACAAUACAUCCUGAAAACAUUUCUGAAAUCCUUUGUAACGGAAGGUACGGCAGAGCCUAAAGUCAAUCGCAGCUUUAUCGACGCUGCAGUUCGGAAUGCUUUGCAACUAUCAACGUUCAGCCAAACCCAACACAGUAAAAUGUCGUUGGAUAGUGACAACAAAUCAACUGAGAUCUUUACAAACAGCCCGAUUAAAACACUGGACGAACAAAUAUCACGGCCAAAAUCAACGCCGAAACACGGAAUGAUGCAGUGUAAGUUACGAGGAAUGACAACGCAACUAGAAUCGGCACGUUUGGAGAACGCAUGUCUUGAAAAACAAAACGAGAAAUUGCAGGAGAUGAUAGUCAAGUUAGAUGAAAAAAAUAAAAGGCUUUUGACGAAGAUCAACGCACUGGAGGUGAAAGAGCAGCUGUACGCACUGAGUGUAAAAGAAAAGUCACUAGAUCUUGACCAUCAUGACAACUUAAUUGAGCUUCGGAAACAAUUGAAAGAGAAAACCGAUUGCGUUGAAACAUUGGAAGAUGAAAUUCAUAAGGCACGAGGGAAUGAACGUUCUGUGGCGGAGCAAAAUAAGGAACUACAAUUGGCCAAUAGAAACCUUCAAGAACAUAUUCUUCAGAUUGAAAGGCUAAUGCAAUCGAUAAAAGAGGAAGCCUUCAAAAAAGAAGAAUUCAACACAAUUUUGCAAGAAAAUAUAAACGAGUUGCGGCGAUUCAUUCAUGAAAAUAAGCUCACGUGUCCUCAGGUUCCAGAGAGUUUUGAUUGUUCAAGUGACUUCUUGGAUGUUUCGUUCAAAAAUGUUUCAAUUAACGAUAGUUGUUGCCGUGACCGUGAAAACUUAGCCUCAUCUGUAGUGGAGGUCUUAUUAAAAGAGAAGGAACAGGAUAUCGCUAAGCUUUCGGACAAUCUGAGAAAUGUUAAUGAUCAAGUUAAACAGCUACUCGCUUCAAAGGCAACACUGGAGCGGGAUAGAUCUGAAUUGAAUGAGCGGUUAAGUAAACUACAAACAUCUUUCGAAGCAGAGCAAACAACGAAAAAACAUUUGGAAGAACUACAUCAACAAGUAACUUUCAGUAAGGAAGAGUUUAAGUAUAAAUUGCAAACUCUUACUACGCAACGAGAAACAGAACAAACAAAUCACCACCGGGAGCUAUUGGAACUGAAACAAAUGUUGAGCGAAGCUGCUGAAUCAACGGAGCAAUUGAAAAACUGCAGGAUUCCACGAUCCCUGAGCUUGAGCAUACUAAAACCGCUAUGCAUGAACAACUAA
Anopheles bellator is the source of this 1620-nucleotide messenger RNA. Its product is annotated as cilia- and flagella-associated protein 57-like. The record is from RefSeq and is a predicted model, not a curated record. The transcript has 3 exons. Lineage: Eukaryota; Metazoa; Arthropoda; Insecta; Diptera; Culicidae. The coding region runs from base 1 to 1620 and encodes 539 amino acids.